AUAUCACCCGACUGGUGAUCUACAGCUCUUAACCUCCAAGAACUACCGAAAUGAAAAAGUUUCUGGCAAAGAUAAUAGGAAAGGGCAAGCAUGAGCACGUCCUGCCUGGAGACAAUGCCGAGUCCGCGUUUGCAGCUCCUACAAAGUCGGGAUCUCUCGUUCAACCCCGCUCGUCUAAUUCGGGAAAGAUUCAGUCUGCGUUUGACGAGCACUAUUUUAUGGGGAAGCAGUUGGGUAUUGGCUCAUUUGCCGUAGUGAAGGAAUGCACCCGAAAGUCUGACUCUGCAAAGUUUGCCGUUAAAAUCAUUGAUAAAGCUCAACUGCGAGGGAAACUGGAGAUGCUCAGGAUGGAAGUGGAUGUGCUCAAGCGGAUCAACCAUCCAAAUGUCAUUGGUCUUUGCGACAUACAUGAAACAGGCACACACGUAUAUCUAGUGACCCAAUUGGCGACAGGCGGCGAACUUUUCGAUCGCAUCUUUACCAAAGGGAGCUACACCGAGAAAGAUGCCUCCGCCUUAGUUCGGCAGCUUCUGACAGCCAUCGCCUACCUACAUGAUAUGGAUAUUGUACACCGUGACCUGAAACCCGAGAAUCUACUAUUUAAGGAUCAAGCCGAGGACUCUGAACUCAUGAUAGCGGAUUUUGGCUUAUCAAAAAUGGUUGAAGAAGGCAGUUUUUUGCAGACUGCUUGCGGCACACCGCAUUACGUUGCACCCGAGAUAUUGCAACAAAAGGGCCAUGGAAAACCCGUUGAUAUGUGGGCCAUUGGAGUUAUCACAUACGUUUUAUUAUGCGGUUACACGCCAUUUUGGGCGGAGGAUAAUUCAAACACAAGCUUAUUUCGCGCGAUAUUAGAGUGCGAUUACCAAUUUGACGAGGAGUAUUGGGCAGAAAUUUCUGAUGCGGCCAAAGACUUCAUCCGGAAGCUACUGGUAUCGGAUCCCACGCGUCGCGCUACGGCCAAGGACGCCCUCACACACCCAUGGUUAGAAACCGAGUCCAGAGUUGAUCUCAUGCCUAUGGUUGUAAAGAAUUUCAACGCACGAAAAACUUUCAAGAAAGCGGUAUUGGCGGUCAACACGAUCAAUAGAGUUGCAAAGGCAUCCAACAGCAUGCGUAAUCUUAUGUCAAGCCAACAAGGGGCAGCGAGUCAUCCGACCGGGAACAUCAAAGAAGCGCUACCGGCUGCGAGCGAAGCUGUCACUGCAUGAAGGCAUGACGGAUUGAUUGUGUCCACAAAUUAAUACGUCCUAUUCCUAGGCGAUUUGUAAUAUAUAGGAUAGUGUGUACCUUUCAUGCAUCGACACUUCUUAUUUUUUGGGAUUAUAAAAGGAUUUUUGUUAUUGCAACAUAUCGCC
Molecule: messenger RNA, 1358 nt
Organism: Spizellomyces punctatus DAOM BR117
Lineage: Eukaryota; Fungi; Chytridiomycota; Chytridiomycetes; Spizellomycetales; Spizellomycetaceae
Product: CAMK/CAMK1 protein kinase
Exons: 10
Coding region: 51-1211 (386 amino acids)
Biological process (GO): cellular response to oxidative stress; protein phosphorylation
Molecular function (GO): calcium/calmodulin-dependent protein kinase activity; ATP binding
Source: RefSeq, a predicted model, not a curated record